Messenger RNA from Chlamydomonas reinhardtii, 2599 nucleotides. RefSeq lists its product as uncharacterized. The record is from RefSeq and is a predicted model, not a curated record. Bases 102 to 566 code for a protein of 154 amino acids. The transcript has 6 exons. NCBI's taxonomy places the organism in Eukaryota, Viridiplantae, Chlorophyta, Chlorophyceae, Chlamydomonadales, Chlamydomonadaceae.
GUAGCUUCGACAGUCCUUCUCGUUGAUUCGCUUAUUAGGCUAGGGCUUGCUCCUUUUGUGCAAUUUCUGCUGUGGUUCCUGUCUUCCAAGGCCACUGCAGGAUGGCGGCUUCCGCUGCGAUGCUUCGGCUGCUCAGUGACCUGAAAGCAAUCAAAUCGGAGCCCCCCGAGGGCUGCUCAGCAUCGCCGCUCGAUGAGAGCAACCUGAUGGUUUGGCAAGCUACAAUCUUUGGCCCGGAUGAGAGUGAAUGGGAGGGCGGCAUCUUCACCCUCAGGUUCACGUUUACUGAGCGCUAUCCAGACAAGCCGCCCAGGGUUCGCUUCAGCAGCGAAAUGUUCCACCCAAAUGUGUACCAAGACGGCUCGCUGUGCAUGGACGUGCUUCAGGACCAGUGGUCGCCCUGCCACAACGUGUCCACACUGCUCACAAGCAUCCAGUCGCUGCUGACAGACCCCAACUGCUCCUCGCCCGCCAACCCCGAGGCGGCGCAGCUUUACCUAAACGACCGCGCCGCCUACAAGAAGCGGGUACGUCGGAUCGCCCAGAAGUCACUCGAGGGCUGCUGAGCGGCCUCGACAUAUUAAAGUGCAUGGUGCAGAGGGAUAUGCAAAGGCGCAUGCAACGGAAGGAGACGCCGCAGAGCCACCGAGCGCGGUGCAGGUGUGCGUGCAUGCUGUGUAGAUGGUCAACAAGCGGCAGUCGCGUGCUGAGUUCACGAAUGCCCAACGCAUGCGUGACGUGCGACACAGCAAGCCCGGAUGAUGGAUGUAGGGCUCAAGCCGCUGGUAGGUAGACAAUAUAUACUUACACACCAGUAAUAGGGAGGGUUGGGAAUGUGGAGUGGCUCAAGCCUCUGAAGUCUGGUGCGGGGUGUGUGUCAGGUGGUUGCUGCGUGCAGUCCCACCACUGGGUCAGUUGCCUGCAGUCAGUCGCCAUGGUCUGCUUGACAGUGGAACCGGCUGCGCCCGAUAGCUGGCAAGGAGUCAGAAGGAGCAGCGUGUGGCUCAUAUGCGUUGCGUUGGUGUUGGUUGCUGAUUUUGGAAACGCACUAUGAGUUGAGGUGGGGCCGUGUGGUAUACGAGAGUGUGGUAUGCAGUGCGGAAGCUAAUUAGUUCGUGCAGGAUGCAGUGCGGUUGUAUGCAGGUUGUAUGCGUAGGUCGUGCGCAGGUCAUGCCAUAGAUGCCAUAGUACUCGCUGUAUGUGCGCAGCACCCAGACUUCAACGCAGGGUGUUACUUGACAAGGUGCAGCAUUGGGAAGGUCGGCAGCAGGCAACCAGAGGUUGGGAGGCUAGCGAGAAGCGCGGCGGCCUGCGGGAUGUGGUUUAGGCCACGUGGAGGAGGAGAGCGCAGCGCCGCCCAAGAAGCGGCGCAAGCGCGCAGGCUGAGGAGCCGGCUGGUGUCUAGGUAGCGGUCCGCGGUGGGGCUGGCAGGGCAUGCGUAGCGGCAUGACCAGUAGUGCGGCUGUUGACAACUGUGCGUCUGGCUGCGGUUGGCUCUGCUGUCGGACUGCUAGGUAGGCACCUGGUUUGGCUAUGUGCCUGUGGAAACCGACCCCGGCUAUGUCCGGGCGAUGAGAUUGUUCGGCCUCAGACUGUGGAUGGAGGGGCUCAGCCCCUUUUCCCGUGACCGGGGAACACUUGUCCAGUUGUCCUCAUACUGACAUGUGAAUGUGUGUGGGCGAUUACCGGUACGGCAGCGGCAUGCUGUACCGGCAGGUAGCGGUGGGCCGCUAUGCAGGCUUUGGCCCUACAACAUCAAAGGUGGCUUCUGUGUAUGCAUACCAUGGGUAGCUGCUGGCUGUGUGUGGGACUUGCGGGUGGUUAGCACUUGAACUGAUGACGCUUCCGCGGGUUAUCAAGUGCUGCUGACCAACGCUGGCUGCCUGCUGCUUCGAAGAAGCAAAGAACUGGCGGCGUUACAGCACCUGCAGAGCCCCUGCAUUCAAUUUGAACUGGAAACGGGGAGGCAGCAAGGUAAUGCAGCCAGGUGAGAGGAAGUCAGGUGCGCAGAGGGACGUGUGUACAUCAUACAGGCUUGAUGUCACCCCUUUUGCUGUCCUCUGUCGCUUAUGUAUACCACAGCCUUGUGACAUAGCCUUACGGCCCCUGUGGGCGCCGAUGUAUGGCACAGGAGCGUCUGCUCGCCGGGCUGGGCAGCGCUCAGGGCCCCACCAUGGCGCCGCGGCCUGGGCUCCUGCGUGCUAUGCCCUGCCGGGUGCGACUGCAGUGGCGGCUGCUGGUCUCAUACUGCAAGCUAGCUGGGAGCCCAGGGGCCGACUGUGCACGCGGCGGAGGGGCCGGGCGGGUCCCGGUGGCCCCGAGGUGGCAAGGCGAGGGUCGCCGGCGACGGCACGGCGUGGCACACCUGCGCCAUGCGGCUGCUUUCCUGUGCGAGUAUUUCAUAUUACAUGUAUAAUACGUAUCUAUGUUGCGUGUGGGUCAAAUGGCCUCGGGGCUGGUGCAAAGAAUUGUUGUCGCCUUUCCAGCGCGACCGACCCUGGUGUGAGCCACGGAAGGUCAGGCUAAAAGUCGCCACUUUCGUGGCGUCGGUUCCUCCAUAUCCCCAUCAGCAUAUACGCUCAUGUAAAAGACCGCAAAU